This is a messenger RNA of Peronospora matthiolae, 414 nucleotides long. Lineage: Eukaryota; Oomycota; Peronosporomycetes; Peronosporales; Peronosporaceae. The record is from the annotation of a GenBank genome assembly.
AUGGCUCUGCGUGUAGCGGUCGAGAAGGCCGCGGCUGCGUCCAGCCCGGCCGUGACGCUGUACCGGUACAUUACCAAGCAGGUUCCACGUGUGCUCACGCUUUACGACAUCCCCAUGGAGCCAUCAGAGGCGCGACUGGCGGUACAGGCGCUCUUCCGUCAACACGCGAACGUGAGAGACCCGCGCGUGGUGGAUAUGCUCAUUACGAAGGCCAACAUGGAGCUGGAGGAGACGCUCAUGCAGUGGAAACAGAAGGUGCAUCUCAUGGCGUUGCUGGAGCAUGGCCAGGCGCUGCGCACGCCGGUGCCGGCUGUGGAUUCGGCCGAGCAGGCGCUCGAGAAACAGACAGACAGACAGACAAGCAGACAGGCAGGACUCGGGUGGAAGCACUGGCCUUUGCAGUCGAUAACUUAG